Messenger RNA from Nilaparvata lugens (brown planthopper), 4744 nucleotides. RefSeq names its product mutS protein homolog 4. Lineage: Eukaryota; Metazoa; Arthropoda; Insecta; Hemiptera; Delphacidae. Gene Ontology annotation, biological process: reciprocal meiotic recombination; mismatch repair. Gene Ontology annotation, cellular component: nucleus. Gene Ontology annotation, molecular function: ATP-dependent DNA damage sensor activity; ATP binding; mismatched DNA binding. The record is from RefSeq and is a predicted model, not a curated record. The transcript is spliced from 3 exons. The coding region runs from base 60 to 3974 and encodes 1304 amino acids.
UUCAUCAUCGACCAAAUGAUGAUAUUCGUCAAGAAAAUAGAUUGCAUUGUUUGUCAUCAAUGUUCCAACCACCAUCAAUAGAUGGCCGAUCAAUCAAUUCUAGCAGGCACAGGACAGCCAUGUCUGCUAGUAAUGAGAAUAAAAAACCAUUCAAGCUAAGCGUAGAUAAAAUAGCUUUUCCGUCUACUUUCUCAGAAACACCACACUCAUUUGAUUUUGAUGACAAAAAAGAUGAAGCAAAAUCAAUAUUUGAGACGAUGCCAACUGGUAACAGUAGUAGGAGGACCAGCAUGGCCGGAAGUUGCACAUUCAAAGUUCCUAGAAUUGUUCAAUCAAAUCGUUCCAUCAAUACCAACGACUCUUUUAUUGGUGAUUUGAGUAUUAGCAAGUUUGUUAGUAGUCCUAAUCAUCGUUUCAAUUAUACACCUAGUGAAUCGAUUUUUAAAGGCGUUAUGAAUACGCAAAUGAUAGAUAGGCCUAGCUUGAAUGGCUCUGCUACAAACCUAACAAAUAUUGCACAACAAGAAAUCCAAGACUCGAGUGAAUCUAUUUACAAAACACCAACAAGAUCGGGAUCUAUAGCACAACAGCAAGAUAUUCAGGAUAUAAGAGAAUUAGUCACAAGACCAGGAUUCACACAAAACGAUUGUAGGACACCUCAAAGAAAUCAGCAGAUUCCAAUUAUUAGUAUUUCCCCAGAACGAGAACUAAUUUACAAUGAAACGCCUUUACAAGAGUCUGAAAAUAUAAUUGUUCCUAACCCAUUGUUCCCUGAUGUCAAACGGAGGAGAAUUGUGGAUGAUUCAAUACAGCACUUUAGGCCUUCAAGUUCGUCCAACCUACAUACAGCUACUGAGCCAGCAGGACGUUUCAGGAAUUAUCAAGAUGAUUAUGAACCUGAAAUAAAUCCAACUACUUCAACAGUAUUUCAGAGAAUUUCUGCUUCUUCAGAAAGGGAAAUUUCCAUGACUCCAAAACAAGCUGACAUAGAAGUUACUGGUAUUUUCCAAGGUAGUUCCACAGAUAGUAGGAUAAAAAGUAUAAUGAAAGAUACAAGACAAAAAAUGUCUUUAUUCACACCAAUCGACAAAUGUAGGAAUUCCAAGACACCUACUCCAGUGAGAUUUAGAGAAAAUACAAUUCAGGGUAAUAAUAAUUCUGGAUCAGAGAUGACAUCGGGAUUCCUGAGGACAUCAACAGUGAAUAAUUUCAUACCAGACUUUAGAUGCUCUCCAGAAGGUGGCGUUCAAUACACUCCUAAGCCAGCUGAUAAGUCGAUCAAAGGACUUUUCCCACUUAGCUCAUUCAGUGAUAGUGUGAAAGCUAGUAAUCCAUCCAGUUCAAAAAGUACAAAGGAAGAGAUGCCAUCACUAGUCAACUCAUCUGAUAAACACAGAACCCCAACUUGUUUAUCUGACAGACAGAGAACGCCGAAGUCGUCAUCUGAUCAACAAAGAACACCAAGAUCGGCAGCCACCAGUGAAGACUCGACUCACAACACCAUCCUGGCGGUGACUGAGGGCCGCGGCUUGGCCAGAGGCGAGGUCGGGAUCGCAGUCAUGGACACCAAACGACCGCAACUUGUGCUCUGUCAAAUCACCGAUGUUCAAACUUACAUCAACACUUUGGCUAAAGUUCAAAUAUUCAACCCAGUUGAGAUCUUAGUUCCAAGCACGUUCGCAGAGAACACUCAAGCUGAAUCUCUAUUCUCAAAAAUCAACGACCAUUUUCCUCAAGUCAACCUCACUUCAGUACAACGACGAUAUUUCAGCGAAAGGGAGGGAUUGAAUUUGGUGCAACGAUUGUGCCUAGAAGAUUAUUCAACAAUCGAGCUGAUUAUUAAGAAUAAAUUCUAUGCUCUUGCUGCACUAUCUGCAUUGAUAACGUUCAUAGAGCACUCUCAUUCCAUGGUUUUCACAAAGAAAUCGUUGAAAAUACUUUAUCAAAAUGCUGAAGAAGUGAUGAGUAUAGAUCUUGAUACAGCGAAACGACUGGAACUUGUUUUCAGUGCAACAGGCGACAACAUGCAUAAGAGUUUGUUGUCUGUCUUCAACUACUGUAAUACGUUGAGUGGGCGACGGUUCUUGAGAGCCAACAUUCUGCAGCCACCUUGCAAUUUGAAAGUGAUUGAAAAGCGUUUGGAGUGUGUAAACGAAUUAGUGCAUGAUGCAAUGUUGAUCACAAAUCUGAAGGUUGAGCUUAGAAACUUCAAUGAUGUAGAACAGUUGUUGUGGUUUUGCACACAAGCACCAACAUUGUCAUCAACAAAAAUCAGCGAAUUGCAAAUGAAUUACAUUCUACUGUUGCAUAUGACAAUGAAGAGUCUACCAGCAAUGCAGGAGUGCCUUAGAGAGACGAAGAGUGAGCGGUUUUGCAAGUUCAAAGAGGUUUUGAAUGAUGAUCGCUUCAAAUUGAUUUUGGAGAAUCUGAAAACAUACAUAAAUGAGGAUGCUCGACCAGCUAAAGGAUUUAUGCCCUCCCAGCAGCAACGCUGCUUUGCAAUCAAACCUGGAGUGAAUGGACUGUUGGAUGUGGCCCGCAAUACUUAUUCCAAGUUGAUCGAUCAAACAACUGACGUGGUUAAAAAACUUUCAGAGGAUCACGAUUUACCAUUGAAAUGGCACUCGUCAUUCGCGAAAGGAAUUCACAUAGUGCUGAAUCUCUCAAAAAACAAACAAUUCAAGUUGAAAGAUUUGCCAGCAGUUUUUAUCCAAGCCACCCGCACUCGGCAAAGCAUUACGUGCACCACAGAGGAGCUACUGGUACUCAAUCAACGAAUGAAAAGCUGUCUCCAAGAGAUUCAACUGAUGAGUAAUGUAGUCCUCAACGAACUGGUGCAAGAGAUACAAAAAUACAUAGGGUGCAUCUAUAAGUUAUGUGAGGUGAUAGCAGAGUUGGACAUGUUAGUGUGUUUUGGAGUGGUGAGUUCAUCGAGCGAUUUUGUUUCCCCGAUUUUCGGAUCAAGAUUAGAUUUGAAAUCUUCGCGACACCCCAUUCUCGAUGUAGUCAGUUCAUCGAGUCCAGUGAGCAACGAUGUUUCGGCUAGUAGUGAGAAGAAUUUCCACGUGAUAACUGGGCCCAACAUGGGAGGCAAGAGUAUCUACAUACGUCAGAUCGCGCUACUGCAGAUAAUUGCUCAGAUGGGAUGUUUUGUGCCGGCCGCUUAUGCCGAAUUCAGAGUGAUGGAGUGUGUUCUGUCGAGGAUUGGGUUUGAUGACAGCAUCGAGCACAACGCAUCGACAUUCUCGAUGGAGAUGCGACAGAUCAACUACAUUCUGCAGAUAUUGGCGACAGACCGUCGCUGUUUGGUGAUAAUUGAUGAGUUGUGUCGAGGCACUUCGAGCGAGGAGGGUGUGGCGAUCGCCUGGGCGGUUUGUGAGAGGCUCGCCGAGACAAGUGCCUUCACCUACGUCACCACUCACUUCCAGCUGCUCACCACCAUGCAAAACGUGCAUCCCAAUGUAUCCAACUGGCAUUUUGAAGCGGAAGAGCUGAGUGAUGAGAGGCUUCGAUUUACUCAUAAGUUGCUCCCAGGAAUUUCUACAGUUGCCAAUUAUGGAAUAAAACUGGCAAGAAUGGUUGCACUGCCAGAGUCAGUCUUGAAAGACAUAAUACUACUGAAGAAUAAAUUGAAUCAAGAUUAUCAGGGAAUGAUGAUUGAUACUGUUCAAGGAGAAGAGCCGGAUGAAUUAGUUCAAACUAUAGUAGUAAAGAUCAUUGAUAGAAUUAUAUCGACUAAAUCAAAGGAAGGACUCAUCGGAGACUUGAAAGAAAUCAUGAAUUCCACCGACGAAGAUAGGGAUGGUACUGUUCAUGUAAGAGAACUGGAAGAUAGGAGUAGCGCUACUCAAAUAAGAGAACGACUGAUUUUCAACGAAUCAACGGGAAUAAUCUCAUGGACUCAAGAGAAGAACGAAAUGAAGACAAUAGUGAGCCUUUGGAUCAGAAUGAAGAGCCGCAGUUCACUGAAUUAGCUGAAAUAUGCAUGGAAGAAAAAUCAGGUGUACAGGAAAGUCGUUCAAAAACCAGUCAUGUUGGAAAAGGCAUUGAAGAAACGGAAAACCAAUGUGAGGAUGGAAAAGAAGAAGAGGGUGAGGAGGUGGUGGUGGUGCUGGAGGAGGAGGAGGAGGAGGUGGUGCUGGAUGAGGAGGAGGAGAAGAUUAGAUUACAAGAAGAGGAAUGGAAUAGUAACGAAAUUGUGACGCUGUUGGUUUCUGAAGGAUCAGAUUGUUGUGAAAACGAAGAGCUAUUAGAAGAAAUGGGAGAACAGGACGAGGAUGAAGAAGAAUCACAAAAUAAUACUGAAGAUAUACACACGGAUGAACAUAAUGGGAAGACAGAAGACAUAAACAAUAACAGAGGGAUUUUUAUUGGACAAACAGAGCAAUAUGCGAAUUUGUCCAGUCAGGAAUUGUAUGACAGUUUGAAAACCAAGUGAAACGAAUAUAAUUUUUAUUCUAUACUUUUAAAUCACUUUGUAUAGCUCAAGUGGGUUUUUAAUUUUCUAUUGUCAACUGCGAUGAUUAUACAUGCAUUUUUGUAAGCCAUCAAUGAAGCAUUUACCAACAAUGCUAGUUAUGAGGUAAUCGUUAUCUUAGGACGUAGGAACUGGUUGUUAUCCUAAUACAGUAUUUCAAUUGAUUAGAAGAAAACUAUUGAAUUGUAUUAUUGAAGUGUGAGAACCAAAGUAUAUAAUGUUCUUUCUUGAAGGUACAAAUAUAUAGGCACAUUUUAUACCUUUCAA